Penaeus vannamei (Pacific white shrimp) is the source of this 920-nucleotide messenger RNA. Its product is annotated as keratinocyte-associated protein 2. Lineage: Eukaryota; Metazoa; Arthropoda; Malacostraca; Decapoda; Penaeidae. The record is from RefSeq and is a predicted model, not a curated record.
CUCUCUGCACAAGCGACCCAAUCCGCCGAGGGACGCCAGGUGUCAAGAGAGAAGGGGAGGAGAAGCAGUAUUGUUUUCUAGCUUUUAGUUUCCAGUCUCUUUUUGUCUAACACAAACCAAAAAUGGGUUUGAAUUUUAGAAAUUCAGAGUUUCGUGUGAGUACAGGAGCCUCCUUUGGCAUGGCCAUUUUGUGCUCUGUCUUGGUGUUUUCGGGUCUCCAGAUGUACAAGAAUCAGCUGGGCUCGACGCGUCUCAUGACCCUCGUAGCAGGCUAUGUGGCCUCCUGGCUCUUCAUCUUCAUGCUGACUGCUGUAAACAAUCUGGAAAACAUCAUGUUUGGGAAAGGUUUCCAGGCACGAGUCAUCCCUGAGGUCACCCUGUGCCUCGUCCUAGCUUGUGCUGCUGCGGGAAUGGUCCACAGAGUUUCCAUCACUGUAUGUUUGCUCUGUUCGAUAGUGGGAUUGUAUUACAUCAACAAGCUCAGCCAAUCGACUACUUCUGCUCAGGUAUCCCACAAUGCCAAUUACAAGAAGAAGAAAUAAGGAUGAAGAAAAUAAAGAAAGGAAAUGUUUAAGUCAAACUAUCAACAUUCAAAAACUUGCUCUCCUUGAUUUCUGUGUUACAUAUAGGAAGGUGAUAUUCCUAAAUUUAUGCCGGAAUUGUAAUGUUUAUUGAUAUUUAUUUUUUUAUAUUUUUUUCUCUACUUUUUUGUUGUUAAAAAUCUGUACAUUUGAAGUGACAAAUAUGAGAUGGUCCUUCCUUAUGGAAGAUAAUUUUGUUAUGUAAUGUUAAAACUAUUUGGUUGUUUUUUGUUUAUUAGAAAUGGAUGAGAAAGAAGCAGGAAACUGAUAUUUAAUUUCCUCGAGACAAUUAAAAGCACAAGUUUGCCGUGAUUUUCUAUUAAAGUACAUUUGAAUUAA